This is a messenger RNA of Myxocyprinus asiaticus (Chinese sucker), 5019 nucleotides long. RefSeq names its product zinc finger protein 804A-like. The coding region runs from base 593 to 4039 and encodes 1148 amino acids. The record is from RefSeq and is a predicted model, not a curated record. Lineage: Eukaryota; Metazoa; Chordata; Actinopteri; Cypriniformes; Catostomidae. Gene Ontology annotation, cellular component: nucleus. The transcript is spliced from 4 exons.
UCUGGACGAGCAGCGUGUGACAGAUGCAAUUCUCAUCUCAGUCCUCGCUAUCAGACCAGGGGCUCAUUCACCAUUGGCCCCAUUCAUUGGACCGGCAAUGCACAGCAUGCUAUAACACCAUGCUUCCCUUCACCAGACCCAGCGGAGCUCUCUCACUAGCGCAUAUCACUUGCACGCUGAGCAGAAGACUCUGCCCAGACACACUUCAUCCCAGCACAGAGAGCUGAGACUCAGAGAGAGAAAACAACGAGUAAGCAGCUCUAUCUUACCAUCCGUUACUCUAACUGCUGUGGCACAGAAGAGGAGAGAUUGGGAUAACGCAUUGCUGGAGGCUACUAGAAGAAACAAAGCCAUGCGAGAUAGAGCCCCAAAGUAACUGUAACAGACUGGGCAAAAUUAUACUCACCAGUGUUUGAGGAUCCAAGAGGAUGAGGUAACAUGCUUGCUCUAUUCCUGACUGAUGGAAACUGAGUAUUUCUUCUGAGACUGAGACUAAGAAAAGUAAGCAAACAAAAGAAAAGCCUUGUUGGGUGGACUUGUUUUGAUCUCUCUUGGACUUCGUGCAUGGAAGCUUGGAAGUUUCGGGUCCCCCAUGGCGUGUUACUACAUUGUCAUCAGCUCCACGCACCUCAGCAAUGGACACUUUCGAAACAUCAAGGGAGUUUUCCGAGGCCCCCUCUGCAAAAAUGGCAACAAAAACUUGGACUAUGCUGAGAAUGAGAAAACUUUGGACAAAGCCCUGGAGGACCUCAAGGCCAACUUCUACUGUCAGCUGUGUGACAAGCAGUACUACAAGCAUCAAGAGUUUGACAACCAUAUCAACUCGUAUGACCAUGCUCACAAGCAGAGGCUGAAGGAACUGAAGCAGAGAGAGUUUGCCCGCAACGUGGCCUCCAAAUCCAGGAAGGAUGAGAGGAAACAGGAGAGAGCUCUCAGACGCCUACAUGAGCUUGCUGAACAGCGCAGAGAGGUGCAAUGUGCCCCAGGAAGUGGUCCUAUGUUCAAAUCGACCACGGUUGCAGUGGAAGGAACUUUCAGGGAGUCCUGCUGCGAUGAUUCCCAAGAAGAGAACCAAAGCUUUGCGAGUCAGGACUCAGGAGGUCAGAUCCAUUCCAGCAGCUGUGGCUUAGCUUGUAAGCAGUCACCAUGGCCGUACAAUGGGAAGGCCAAAAAGCAAACUUUCAGACGCAAAAUUGCAUUUUCUUUUUCCUUUCCAAAGAAAGCAUCUGUUAAGCUUGAGUCAUCAGCGGCAGUUUUUUGUGAGAGCAUGGAGGAGAGAUCGAUGGAGCAAAACCGCAGGCAAAGACUCAAAGUACCCCCUGUCGAGCUUGACCUCCCCGGCUCCCCCACAGAGGAAAAAGUACUAAAUUGUGAGGAGGCAUUUUACCACACUGGCACACAGCAGGGCAAGCACUUCCAAAAAAUUGGCAGCACAGGAAGUCAGGAGUCAUCAGAUACACCUGUGGGGAGGGAGAGCCUCUCGUCAAAUGCCUCAGAUUUGUGUGCUUUGCUCGUUUACUCAGAGGAUGUGCCCAGUCCCUGCGUCCCCCUCGUAACCACUUCCCCUUUUCAUUUAAACAGUGCUGAUAUUGUUCUCGACUCUGACGACUCUUUUGAGAUCCUGAAAAGCAGCAAUGCUGAAAGUAAACCUGAGACCUCUGAAGAGGUGACAGUAGAGGAGAGCAGCAUUACACAGGAGGGGCACUCAAACUUUAGUGAUCCUCCCAAAAAGAGUUUCUCAGAUGUGUCACCCAAGAAUGAUUCUCCUCCAAGAAGACAAGUCCUAGUGGAGGAUGCAACUGAAAAGACAUCAUCCCUUUUCACAAAGCCCAGCCAGCCUUUUUUCUCUGUUCUAAGCAGGGAUGGUAACACCAUAUUUCAGUGGCCCUCUGAGAUGGUGACCUUCACAAGGACAGAGCCAUCCUUGUCUUUCAGUUGCAACCCCCUCCAUUUUGACUUCAAGAGGUCACGGAUUAGAAGGCCUGCUGACACUCAGGAGAUGACUGAGCCCAAAACUGAUGAGGAAUUAUCUGUCUGCUCAGGUUUCAAAUCUUGCCACUCUGACAAGGACAUUGAGGAAUCCACAGCCAGCCCUAGAAACAGUCCCAGCCAAGGGCCUGAAGGCAAGGUCAGAAAGUGUUAUCAGUAUUCAAGUGACACAGAGAGUUGCGUCAGGCUGAAAACAUAUGACGGGUGUAGACAUUCCAAAGAUUGGAUUCAUGCAAGUAGGAGAAUGGAAGAGAAGCUUCGGGCCAGGGAUCGACGUUAUUACAGGAGCCAUGGCAAAAGGAAGCGAAGGAGGUGGAAGAGGAGGAGAGAAAGACACCGGGAGACAGAGAGCAAUGCGGUAAAAUGUAAGAAAUUCUACAGACGGCUUGGGAGUGUGGAAGGACUUGAUAGCCAAUUUAGAGGCACCACUUUACAGCAAGUGCAGCCAUUAGAAAAGUCAAAGCAAUCAGCUCAAAAUCAGGCUGAGGACAGCAGCACAGCUCCCAUGGUUAAGGAAGGGGCGGGAGGUACAAGGCAGGAGGCACCAGCCGAUGUAAACGGCUCAGCGGGCUGCAUCAUUCUCUCUGAUGAGUUCUGCGCCGAUGUUGAAAAGGUGCUUGGUAACAGCAGGAAAAAGCCUGACAAUCCAACUGCAGGGGAGCUAACAAUCACAGGACAGUAUUCCAACAGCCAUAAUGCAUAUAACUUUCAGAGUUCCAGCACAGCCCUGAGGUGCCCAGUGGAGGCAUCUCCACCACCUAAGACUGACAGAGAUGGACCUAGUGAAGGACAAAUUUUGAAAAGGCCACGUGAAGAUUCUCAAAGCGAUGGAGAUGAGCACAGACCAGAUGAUUAUUGUGGCCUCUGCAGAUCAUUAGAGGAGAUUUCUGAUGGAUGUUCAUUAGAAGAAUAUGCCUCUGCAGAUACAGAACUUAAUUGUUGUGAGCACAGGAUUUUAAGGAAAAGACUGAAACGGACACAUGUCCAAGAUGAAUCAUCAUGCCUUGCAAAUAAAUGCCCCAUUGUUAAAAACAGAGUUCUGGAAGAACAGGACAAGGCCACGGAGGAGUAUAGCAUGAAAUGCCUUGUUUUAAAAGGCAUGUGUGACAGCUCAAAUGGGUCAGACCAAAUUCCAUGCAGUAUUGAUGAUAGAGAGAGCAGUGUGGUUGAUUCUCAGACAUUUACUUCCAUUAGCAAUUCCCUGGAUCAUACUGUGGUGGAUAGCAGUGAUUGGCAGCAGAACUCCUCCUCUCAGAUCAAUUCUUCAUGCACCAAGGGCAGUCUAGCUCUGUUGGAGACUAAUUCAAAGCUCUCAAAGGAGCUAACAAAGGAGAACAGUAACAUGUCUAAAGCAGUACAAACCCCUGUAAAGAAUUGUAACAAGUAUUCAGUGGCAGCUCAGGCCUGCCUGCUCGAUGUAAGAGAGAUUGCCCUGCAGAGGACUGAAAAAGCCACUCAUGACAAAUCAUGUCAGCACAGCCUUCAAACCCCACUGCAGAGGUUUCACCUAGGCAUUCAGGCUGAGGAGAAGUUAAGCAGGGAGUGCUUCCACACCACCAGCAGCCUGUUCCAACCUCCUCCAUCAUUCCAGCCUCCCUCAGAUGCUAUGGAAAGACACUGUCUCCUACAGAUCCAAAGCCACAGACAGUUGCUGCACCAGCAGGUGUUUCCUGCCAAGCUCAAAUCCGUCCUGCCCAGGCCACAUCUGCCCAUGUCAUCUGCCCACCUCAAUCCAGUUCACCUGUCCUCCUCCAUACCUUCUGGCUCCAUCACUAUACGUCACACCAUACUACAGAACCACCCUGCUUUCCUUCCCCCACAACCCCGCCUUUACCCCCAGGUACUGCCUGUUUCUCAACUUCCAUUGGGGCCGGAGAUCUGUCCGCCCGCUGCUACUCCCUUCGUGACACCUUCACAGGUACCUGUGGUUCCGGCACCCCCAAGUAUUCACCCUAUGACUGUGACAUUUCAUGCCCUGCCCCGACCUGCCAUGUUUCCGUCCAUGUUACCCCCUCAUCUUGCUGUCAUGCCCUUGCAGCCUCUCUUCUAGUUCUACAGUUAUUUCUGUAUGUAUAUAUAUAUAUAUAUAUAUAUAUAUAUAUAUAUAUAUAUUUCAAAAGUGAGAGAAACAUCUUCAGCAAUGCUCCCUAAGGUAGAAUGUUGAAAUAGGAAGGAUAGUCCCUAGGUGGCACACAAAAGAGUUGUCUUUGCAGUUUGGAAAGAAUGCUGUUUCUGUGCCAUUUUUGUCAGUAGAGCUUCUUUAAGAGAAACACUGCACAGUGCUCGUAUUAAGAAGUGUAUAACCAACCUACCUGAUUUAUUAGAAAUUGUUGAUCAGAAUAAUGAUUUUAACAGAUUUUGAACACCAAAAAGACGAUAUUUUCAUAAGGUCAUGCAAAGCAUGAUCAUUUAAAUCUAAACUGUAGGCGCACAUCUUGGUAGAAAGAAAUUAUUAAAUAUUCUAAAUACAUAAAAAAAAUGCUUUAGUCUACAUACACUUAGAGGUAUUAACAAUAUACUGUAAUAAUAAUAGUUAGCCCUGUGAUAGACUGGCCACCUGUUAAGAGUGUUUCCCUGCCUUUGGCCCAAGGUACCCCCUGCAACCCUACUUAGGAUAAGCAGGUAUAGAAAAUGGAUGGAUGGAAUAAUAAUAUUAAGUAUACCAUAACUAUGGUUGCUAUUGUCUUACAAUCUGUAGUGAUAUGAAUACAGGAUGUCCUAAAUGGUCAAACAGAUUUUCAUAGUAAGCCUACAGAGAAUUGAUGUAACACAGAUAUUUAUCAUGUGUGGCAGCAUUUAAAAUGAAUUACACUGGUACCAGUGUAUGAUAGUAAUUUCUUUAAAUAUACUGCUACUUUGCCUGUCAAAGGCUAGCGGAAUGCAGCAGGAUAACGCUAUGCACCAUGUGCUAUGAAAGCACAGUGUUGAACACAAACAUAGAUCUCAUUUAUAUGACCAGUAGUGUAAAACUUUACAAUAUGUGUGCAUUAAUAUGCAUUAUUUCAUGCUUAACUAAUGCACAGAUAAUAU